ACGUUGUCAAUCCUGUAUUUGAGUCCUUAAUGUUAUGGCAUCAUAGAUGAGAAGUUUCAGGUUGUUUUUGUGAAAGAUAUGAAAUUACCAAUCAAAAGUGAAAGCAAAAAAUAAAUGUGUAUGUAAGUCUUUCCACUAGUCUCCACCCAUCGUCAUGACAGCAGGGUAUAUAACGGACACGAGCGGGUGUUAGUAUAAAAUAUCUAUAAAUAUCACUGUAAGAACUUCUACAAGUGAGGAAACUCUUGAAGACUGGGUAUAUUGGACAGAAGGCAACAGCAUCAGAAAAUUUGCAGACAUGUCUACCAACAGAUAUUCAGCUCAGCAAAGUACACGCGUAAUGACAGAGUCUAAACCUGCAAGAAAGAUUUUUCUCCUUGGAAAAACAGGAGAUGGAAAAAGCAGCAGUGGAAAUACUAUUCUCAAUAAAGAAACAUUCACAACUGAAUCUUCACCUGAAUCUGUAAUAGCUGGAUGUCAAACAGGAGUUGAGAUGGUUGAUGGAAGAUCAGUCACAGUUAUUGACACACCUGGAUUCUUUGACACACAUCUUGAUGAGGAAUUCAUCAAAUCUCAGAUCAUUAGGUCCAUUAUUGAAUGUGCUCCAGCUAUCGAUGCCUUUGUCAUCGUUCUAAAAGUUGAAAGGUACACACGACAAGAAAUGGAGAUUCUGGAUAAAAUUGUUGAGUGCUGUGGAGAGAAUACCUUUAAACAUGCAGUGGUUUUAUUCACUCAUGGUGAAGAACUAGACGGUCAAACUAUUGAAGAAUUUGUGAAGAAGAGUUCAAAACUACAGGAGCUUGUCAAUAAAUGUGGAGGUUGCUGUCAUGUCAUUGACAAUAAACACUGGAAUGACUGUCACUUAGGGUACAGGAGCAACAAGGUCCACAUGAAAAAACUGAUGGAGACCAUCGACAUGAUGGUGCAAGAGAAUGGCUGCUACACCAAUGAGCUGAUGUCACAAGCAGAGGAAGACAUUCAAGAGGAGAUGCAUAGUAUGGACACAAUUAAUUUGUCUCCGGAAGAGAAGCGUGAGGCAGCGAAGAAGAUUGUUUAUAAAAAAUAUCUCAUUAGGUUUGCAGGAGUGGCUACAGGGACACUGGUUGGUGCUUUUAUGGGCAUCGGUGUCGCAGUGGUAUCUGUUGUGGCUUUACUGAGAGCGGUUAUAUUGACAAAAGUAUUCAAAGAAAUAGCCACAACUGCAACUGCAACUGAUGUAAGCACAUUAGCGGGUAAAGCAGCAGUGGCAGCAACAGCAACAGGAGCAACAGCAGUAGCAACAGCAGGAGCAUCUGCAGUAACAGCAGCAGCAGCAGCAGGAGUGGGAACAGUAGCGGUGGAGGCAGGGAUAGUAACAGGAGCAGCAGCUGCAGGAACAGUAGCGGUGGAGGCAGGAGUUGCAGCAGGAGCCGGCAUCGGAGCAGCAGCUGGUAUAGGAAUCGCUGCAGGUGUCAUAUUAGGAGCUGCAGCUCUUGCAGGAGCUGUUGGAGGAGGAAUCACUGGAUACAAAUCAACAAAGGAAGCUGAUUCUCUGUUUGAUGCCAUUAAAAUGGCAGCUAAAGUUAACUAUAAGAAUGCAAAAGAGGUUAUUAGUAAGGUGGAACAACUCCCUUCUAAUGUUUAUAAGAAGAUUCAGUAGAAUUUCUUGUUAUGAAUGAAUGAAAUGCAACAAAUUGCUGUUGUAAAUUCAAUAUUUUCAUUUAUAUUUUAUAUAACAUUCUACACUGUCACAUGACAGUGGCACCUGCAGCUGUACAGACCAUGCAUACCAUGGCCGCUCAUACUGAAACAAUUUCCUUACAGUUUAAUUAUAUUAACAUAGACUGAAUCAGUGAUACCAAUCAUUAAUUAAAUAUCCAUUCUUGCAAGUUCGGUUCUUUCUCUCCUGUAAAUUGGCCAGACGCGUUUGCAAUACAGUCAGAAUCGAUUUGCAUUUGUUCAGACCGCACUCUCACGCCAUCAUCUGUAGCGAUUUGCUCAGAAUAACCAAUAGGGCUGGGACAAUACGUUGAUUCUCGAUUUGCAAUAAAAAGAAUUUGGAGUGAUUUUAAUAUUUUUAAUGUAUCUCCAUUCUCUCUCGAAUCGAAACGGAGCUUAGAUUUAAACAGCAGAUGGCACUGCGUGCUUUAGAAACACCCGUACUCUUCCAGUACGCUUCGUUCCUUUACACACACCACUUAAACCAUAAAUAAUCAUUCAUAAAGUUUGAAACGGUUGAAGUGAAUUAAAAGGGUGUAUUUACAUUAAUCUCGCAUCUUAAAAGCAUUCUGAGCUGAGGUGCAAGUAUAUUUAACCACUUUCAUGACUCAGCUGAAUGCUCUUCAGCACUCUUCUUUGUGAAUAUUUGAAUGUAUAGUUAAAACUAGCCUACAUUGCCAUCUGCUGUUAAAACUAAGCUCAGAAUUGACCCAGAAUCAUUGCACCAUGAGUACAGAAUCAAUGUAUUGUCCCAGCUCUAAUAACCGAUAGUGUAACAGAGCUGGAUGGAAUAUUUGUACCUGCAAGGUUAAUUUUUGGGCCAAAGUACAGCAGAAGUAAAAUGAGGAGUCAUGUUUUAUUAAACUUCUUAUUUGGGCAAGCAAAGAUGGCUAUCUGGUUGUCAAGAAAAAGUAAAUUGAAUGAUGAGGGAUCAACUGAUGCUAUUUCAAUAUUGAAGGGAUUAAUAAAAUCCUGUAUUAAUAUAAAGUAUAGUUAUUAUGAGUUAAUAAAUGAUCUGCAGAUGUUCAAAUAUAAAUGGGAAGUUAAUCAAUGUAUUUGUAAAGUUGACUCUGAAGAAG
This is a messenger RNA of Megalobrama amblycephala (Wuchang bream), 2777 nucleotides long. RefSeq names its product GTPase IMAP family member 7-like. The coding region runs from base 299 to 1639 and encodes 446 amino acids. The record is from RefSeq and is a predicted model, not a curated record. The transcript has 4 exons. NCBI's taxonomy places the organism in Eukaryota, Metazoa, Chordata, Actinopteri, Cypriniformes, Xenocyprididae. Gene Ontology annotation, molecular function: GTP binding.